GAGAGGGAGGCUUACUUUUUGAAUUGUCUGUGGCCACCUCCGGCGAGGAAUGGCUGUAACGGUGAGAGUAAUCGGAGCUUGAAGAGGUGGCAUUCCAGGGCGUUUUUGAGAGUGCCAACUUAGAAGAGUACAAACAAUGGCUGACAAUAGUGUGUUAACAUCCAGUUCUGGGAUUUCAAGCUUAGCAGACUCUUCCAUUUUUGAUUCUAAAGUUACCGAAACUUGUAAGGAAAACUUAUUUAUUGGACCUACUUCAUAUGUUGAAGAAGAAAUGCCUCAGGUUGAAACAAGAGUGAUAUUGGUUCAAGAAGCUGGCAAUCAAGAAGAACUUAUAGAAGCCUUAAAGAGUAUUAAAAUGAUGGAUGUCCCUGUAAUAAUAAAAGAAAGUUGUCCUGGAAAAUCGGAUGAAAAAUUAAUAAAAAGUGUUGUUAAUAUGGAAAUUAAAAUGCCCUUUGUAAAGAUGGAAUCAGUGGAAGAAUAUGAAAAUUUGGAUUCUCCAGAAUUUGAAAAUGUAUUCAUAGUCAUGGACUUCCAGGAUCCUGUUUUGAAUGAGUUAUACAAGAAAAAUUCUAGAGUUAUUGGACCACCUGUUGUAUUAAACUGUGCACAAAAAGGAAAGCCUUUGCCAUAUUUAUGGCGUCCACUCUAUUGUACAAGCAUGAUGAAUCUGGUACUAUGCUUUGCUGGAUUUAGGAAGAAGGAAGAAUUAGUCAGAUUGGCAACAUUGGUUCAUCACAUGGGUGGACUUAUUCGAAAAGACUUUAAUUCAAAAGUUACACAUUUGGUGGCAAAUUGUACUCAAGGAGAAAAAUUCAGGAUUGCUGUGAGCCUGGGUACUCCAAUUAUGAAGCCAGAAUGGAUUUAUAAAGCUUGGGAAAGACGAAAUGAACUGGAUUUCUGUGCAUCAGUUGAUGAUUUCAGGAAUGAAUUUAAAGUUCCUCCAUUUCAAGAUUGCAUUUUAAGUUUCCUUGGAUUUUCAGAUGAAGAAAAAACUAAUAUGGAAGAGAUGACUGAAAUGCAAGGAGGUAGCUACUUACCGGUUGGGGAUGACAGGUGCACUCACCUUAUAAUUGAAGAGAAUAUAGUAAAAGAACUUCCAUUUGAACCUUCAAAGGAACUUUAUGUUGUCAAGCAAGAGUGGUUCUGGGGAAGCAUUCAAAUGGAUGCCCGAGCUGUGGAAACUAUGUACUUAUAUGAAAAGGCUAAUACACCUGAGCUCAAGAAAUCAGUGUCACUGCUUUCUCUAAGUACUCCAAACAGCAAUCGCAAAAGACGUCGUUUGAAGGAGACACUGGCUCAGCUUUCAAGAGAGUCAGACCUAUCACCUUUCCCUCCCCGUAAGCGCCCAUCAGCUGAUCAUUCCCUUUCUAUAGGGUCACUCCUAGAUAUCUCCAACACACCAGACUGUAGCAUUAACUAUGGAGAAACACCAAAGUCUUGUACUAAGUCUCCCCAAAAUUCUACUCCUGUUCUUUCAAAGCAGUCAGCCAGGUGGCAAGUUGCAAAAGAGCUCUAUCAGACUGAAAGUAAUUAUGUAAAUAUAUUGACCACAAUUAUUCAGUUAUUUCAGGUACCAUUAGAAGAAGAAGGACAACGUGGUGGGCCUAUCCUUGCACCGGAAGAGAUUAAGACUAUUUUUGGUAGUAUACCAGAUAUCUUUGAUGUGCACAGUAAGAUAAAGGAUGAUCUUGAAGAUCUUAUUGUUAAUUGGGAUGAGAGCAGAAGCAUUGGUGAUAUCUUUCUUAAAUAUUCAAAAGAUUUGGUAAAAACCUACCCUCCCUUUGUAAACUUCUUUGAAAUGAGCAAGGAAACAAUUAUUAAAUGUGAAAAACAGAAACCAAGAUUUCAUGCUUUUCUGAAGAUAAACCAAGCUAAACCAGAAUGUGGACGGCAAAGCCUUGUUGAACUCCUCAUCCGACCAGUACAGAGGUUACCCAGUGUUGUGUUACUUCUGAAUGACCUUAAGAAGCAUACAGCUGAGGAAAAUCCUGACAAAAGCACUCUAGAAAAUGCUAUUGAAUCACUAAGGGAAGUAAUGACACAUAUUAAUGAGGAUAAGAGAAAAACUGAAGCUCAAAAGCAAAUUUUUGAUGUUGUUUAUGAAGUAGAUGGAUGCCCAGCUAAUCUUUUAUCUUCUCACCGAAGCUUAGUCCAACGAGUUGAAACAAUUUCUCUUGGUGAGCACCCCUGUGACAGAGGAGAACAAGUAACUCUCUUCCUCUUCAACGAUUGCCUGGAGAUAGCAAGGAAACGCCACAAGGUUAUUGGCACUUUCAAGAGUCCUCAUGGCCAUACCCGACCCCCAGCCCCUCUUAAGCAUGUUCAACUAAUGCCUCUUUCUCAAAUUAAGAAAGUGCUGGACAUAAGAGAGACUGAAGAUUGCCAUAAUGCUUUUGCCUUGCUGGUGAGGCCACCAACAGAGCAGGCAAAUGUGCUGCUCAGUUUCCAGAUGACAUCAGAGGAACUUCCAAAAGAAAACUGGCUAAAGAUGCUGUGUCGACAUGUAGCCAACACCAUUUGUAAAGCAGAUACUGAAAAUCUUAUUUAUACUGCUGAUCCAGAAACCCUUGAAGUAAAUACAAAAGAUAUGGAUAGUACAUUGAGUAGAGCAUCUAGAGCAAUAAAAAAAACUUCAAAAAAGGUUACAAGAGCAUUCUCUUUCUCCAAAACUCCGAGAAGAGCUCUCCGAAGGACUCUUAUGCCGUCGCAAAGUUCAGUGGAGGGAAGAAGUCCUCACGGCAGUGACAAGCAGGCACUGAGUCGUCUGUCUAGCACAUCAUCAUUAGCAAUUAUCCAUUCAGUUUCCACAAGCAGUAAAAUUGGAUUUACUAAGCAUGUUUAUGCUCAGCGCUCAAACUCUACUGGUGGGCGCUCUCAAAAGUCCUGGUUUUUAAAAGUCCUGGGAAAUACUGGUUUUUCAAAUUUCAAAAAAAGUUCUAUCCAACUCAUCUUUGAUAUUUGUGAAGAAUUAGGAGAUAUGCCAACCCAGUAAUGGAAACAAGCCUCAUGAAGUUUAAUGGUAUCCCAUCUCCUUCCCUUGUCAGCCUUCCUUCCUUCUUUGAAAGGAGAAGUUAUGCUUUAAGUAGAUCUACAACUCAUUUGAUAUGAAGUUUAAAAAACUUUACUUACAGACACUUAACAUCUCAUGUGCAAAUAAGAAACUGACUUAAAUGGUACUUGUCAUUAGCACUUGGUGAAAGCAUAAAGGAGAUAAGAUAGGUAACACUAAACUAUGUCAUUUGAUUUUCUUCUUUAAAGAGUAAGGUUAACCUACAUUUUUCAAGUUAAUUUAUUAGAAAGUUUUAUUGAUUUUUGAUGUAAUUUUUUUCUUUGCUGAAAUCCUUCAUUUGAAGACCAGUAUGUUUAAGUUAUUCAUGAUAUCGGUAGCUUUGUAACCUGAUACAUACAGUAAAUAAAUUUUAUUGGUCUAUGUUAAAUGCUGCUGUGAAUUUCUUUGUAUAGUGUCUAUGAAUGAAUUUUGGAAAUACAUACUUGUGUAUCUCAAUUUGUGCAGAAAUUAAGUGAUACCACAGUACUUAACUAGAUCAAAACCAGGUAUCGGAUUAAAUAGUGGGGUCUUGUUUCAUAUGUGCUGUUUGAAGUACUUUUUAAAUUGCUCCUUUUCCAGUUUUAUUCUCAAGUAUUUUUAAGAUCUAGCGUGUGGGUUUAAAAAGAUUUGCCCUGAUUAAAAAGAAUAACAGUUAAAGGAGAUUGUUUCUAAAUACUUUUGCAAAUUGAGAUAAGGACAGAGAGAUUAAAAAAUAAUGAAUAUUUUGCACAAACAUGAUAUUGGUAUAUACUUGUAGCUGUUUCAUAGAUAUAUAUUUAUGGUACUUUUUAGCCACUAGUAAAUCUUGAUUUAGUUUGAUGAUGUGUGGAAUUUUAUUUUGAGGAAUGACCACACGGAAAUUGUGGUAAAGAUUCUUUAUACUCUUUAUAACAUAACUCUAAAGUUGACAUCAGUUUUACUAGUCUGCUGUAAAAUACAUAGAUAUGUGUAUGGUCAACUUUUUACUAAGGUCCCAUAACUGAAUGUAAAGUUGAAAUACAUUUAUUUGCUAUUGUAAAAUAUUUUUCAAAUCUUGAUGUUAUUUUUCACAAUAGUUUUGUUUUUAUAGUCAUUAAUAGAAAAUAAUCAAGUUAUUAUGAAUGAAUGCAUUAUUAUUUCCUACCUGUUUAGGGAGCACUACAAACAUUUAAUUGUCAUUUAACAAUUCUCCGUUAUUUCCUUUAAGAGUUUAACUGACUAUAUAGAUUUUUUCUCUGCCACAUAUUUGUUACUUUUAAAUUGUAAAUGAACCUUCAUUACUAUACUUUAAAAGCAAUUGUAUUAGGAAGAAUUUUGUAAAUAAAUACUUAAAACCUGAGGUUAUUUUAUGUUUUAUAGUUUCUUUAGACAAAUUUUCACCGACCCGGAUGAGCACAUGCAUCAGCCU
Molecule: messenger RNA, 4436 nt
Organism: Phyllostomus hastatus (greater spear-nosed bat)
Lineage: Eukaryota; Metazoa; Chordata; Mammalia; Chiroptera; Phyllostomidae
Gene: ECT2
Product: epithelial cell transforming 2
Exons: 26
Coding region: 137-2992 (951 amino acids)
Biological process (GO): nervous system development; regulation of cytokinesis, actomyosin contractile ring assembly; activation of GTPase activity
Cellular component (GO): nucleus; cell cortex
Molecular function (GO): guanyl-nucleotide exchange factor activity; GTPase activator activity
Source: RefSeq, a predicted model, not a curated record